AUGUCUGACACCGACCCCGCCGAUUCUGCGCUUCUCGUCGAAUCGCAAGCCAUCGAACAACUCAACCGCGCAAGGCGCCAGCUUCGUCGAUCCAGAAACUCGGUUCGUGUGUCGAGAUCUACACUCCAGCUACUCGACCAGAUUGUGCCCACCCUCACAGUUGACGAGCUUCGAGAACUUUCGCAGAUUCAUCGGAACAUGGCGCGUAACUUGCGUACACGAGGUGGAGCUACCGGAACUACAGGCGAAGGCGAGAAUAUUGUUGUUCCAGUGUCUGUACCUCAAGCCCAAUCCGCUCUCAAGCCUGCCACGACGCUUGUGUCCAUGCUGCCAAAGACCCCCUACAAUGAGGUGAAGGAGGCAGAAGGGACCGUGAACACACCCGCUUAUACCAAAGUACAACUUGCGCUCUUGGAGUACCUUAACAAGCACGCAUCCGAGAAGCUCACGGUCCGGCAAGCUCAUAACUGGACAGAACGUAUUGCAGACAACAUGCAUCCCGCUGCCAAGGAUGCGCUGCGCCUCUGCUACUACAUGCGCUCGCAGGGCUUCGACACGUACGCCGAUGUUCGGGAUGGCUCCAUCGAACUGUAUCUCUCCAAACAGGCACCAGAGAAGGGUCGCAGCAAGGCCUCGUUGUAUUGGAAGCAGAAUUACUCGACGAACGCCAUCGAGCACACGGUAUCUGAAGCAUAUGUACCACCCCGUCCGGCGCGAUACGACGAUUUCAUGCCCUCGAUGGUCUCCGGGGCUCAACUUUUGAGUGAUCUCUUGGCCGCGCCAGAUCCACACAUCCCUCAACAUGCAGGUGGCCCUGGAGAGGAUGCAGAAGAUCAGGACGCUCCGGUACCGGAGGGCGACCAAGCACAAGAAGACGUUGAACCGACCGAGCAUAACGUCGCUACUAUGCUCGCUGUCGCUCAAGCGGACUUGGAGGCUCAAUUCUUGUCUGAUACCCCCGAUUCAGAGUAA
Alternaria hordeiaustralica is the source of this 972-nucleotide messenger RNA. RefSeq lists its product as uncharacterized. The coding region runs from base 1 to 972 and encodes 323 amino acids. The transcript is spliced from 3 exons. NCBI's taxonomy places the organism in Eukaryota, Fungi, Ascomycota, Dothideomycetes, Pleosporales, Pleosporaceae. The record is from RefSeq and is a predicted model, not a curated record.